AUGAAAUACUCUAACGAUCCUAACUAUUAUUAUGAAGCAUCUGAUUUGGAACACUUGACAAUUUAUGAACAUAAUGUGAGAGCACACGGAAAGACUUUUGGUUGUGAUCAUAUUUACAAUGUAGAAACUUCUCAAUUUGAGAUUUUUGAUAAAGAAGUCGUACCUCUGGUUGAGAAACUAUUUCUUGGUGAAGACUCGGCAUUACUAUUAUUCGGAGAUGAAGGUCGACGAUUUACGUUGGAAGGUUUUCCAGACUCACCAGGAAUCUUUUUUAGAACGAUAGAGCUUAUUCUUGAUGCUAUUUCUAAUGAUAACACCUUUAAGGGAAGCAAAUUAUUUAUUUCCAGUUGCACAAUUGAAAAUGAGAAUAUUUAUGAUAACUCAACAAAUAAUACGGUCACACUGAAACAUGACACAAAGAAAUGUCCACAAAUUGUACAAUGUUCUGAAACUGAAAUCGACGAUGUGAAAACGGCUCUUCAACUUUAUUAUGAAUGGAUGUCCAAGUUUGUUAAGGUUGGCAACACUUCAUAUAAUCAUUUAAUCAUACGUCUAAGGUUAAAUGUAGGAAAUAUCAGCUCCAACAACGACAAUGGAGUACUAAAUAUUUUAAUUGUUGGAAACACCAAUUUGAAACCAGAAAAACCAGAAAUUUCAUAUUGGAUGACACACCUGAUAGAAUGUUUGGAAUUAAUGAAAAGAAAGCAUCACGCAAUUCCGUUCCAUAAGUGUAAACUUUCAUCAUAUCUGAAAGGAUUUUUGCAAGACACAAGUCAAAGUGUAUCAAUAUUUAACUUGCUCCCUCUCACAGAAUCCUACUUUUCUGUGAUAAAUUGGUUAACAAUUUGUGACAAAUUUAAGAAUUGUCUGCUGGCCAAGGCUUCGAUGACAUUAAACUCAAAAACAGAGAGACCAAUUCAACCUCCAGAAAAUCCGCUUAUAGCAAAAGAUCAAGAAAUCGAAGAGUUAAAGCGCUCCAACCAAAUACUUACUGAAAAAGUAAGGAAAAUCGAAAAACAGCUGAGGCUAUUGCAUGAGAAACAACAAAUGCAAGCACACCAAAUAGAUGAUAUUUCUCCCAAAAUUGAAAAAAACAUUACAAAAGACUUUGUGAGAGAGAGAUACCGAGAAGUAAUGGAGGGAAGUAUUCUAAAGCUGAAAAGCCAAGUGCAUGAUUUGGAAACAAAAAAUUUGUUACUCAAAAAAGAAAUGGCUAAAAAAGAGAUGGAAUAUCAAAGACGAAUAGCCGAUUUGGUUAACGUAGUGAAAAUAACCAACCCUCCAGCAAUCAAAACAAAACAAAAGGUUUGA
Molecule: messenger RNA, 1311 nt
Organism: Naegleria lovaniensis
Lineage: Eukaryota; Heterolobosea; Eutetramitea; Acrasida; Naegleriidae
Exons: 2
Coding region: 1-1311 (436 amino acids)
Biological process (GO): microtubule-based movement
Cellular component (GO): microtubule; nucleus; kinesin complex
Molecular function (GO): microtubule motor activity; ATP binding; microtubule binding
Source: RefSeq, a predicted model, not a curated record